This is a messenger RNA of Aspergillus steynii IBT 23096, 883 nucleotides long. RefSeq names its product alpha/beta hydrolase. The coding region runs from base 35 to 844 and encodes 269 amino acids. Lineage: Eukaryota; Fungi; Ascomycota; Eurotiomycetes; Eurotiales; Aspergillaceae. The transcript has a single exon. The record is from RefSeq and is a predicted model, not a curated record.
UCUCCAAGUACAUUAUCCUGCCUAAACAUUCAUCAUGGCCACCACCAACAUCUCCACCAUGUCCAACCCCGCCAUCGUCCUCGUUCACGGCGCCUGGCACCAACCCUCCUCCUACUCUCUUUUCACCGACGCUCUGCGCAACUACGGCCAUGAAGUGCACGUCCCGCGCCUCCUGUCCGUAAACGGCGCGCGCCCGCCAAAUGCCAGCCUGGAAGAAGACAGCGACAUGAUCCGUAACUACGUCGAGAGCCUCGUCUCCGCGCGCCGCGACGUCGUGGUCGUCUGCCACUCCUACGGCGGACAAGUCGGGACCAACGCACUCUACGGGCUCGGAGUCAACACUCGGCGCGAACUGGGGCUCCCCGGCGGUAUCUUCCACCUCGUCUACAUGGCCGGGUUCGCCGUCACGGAAGGAACGUCCAUGACCGACGUGGUGGUGGCCCACGGCCAGGGCGAUCUGAUGGACCUAGCGUUCGACUUCGCGGAGGACCGGACGUGCGUGUCGCGGGACCCGAAGACGCUGUUGAUCGGGCCGUCAGAACGGACGGACGAGGAGGUCGACGCCUACAUUUCCACGUUCAAGCGAUGGAACGGGAAUGCGUUCGACGAGAAGCUGAAGCAUGUCGCGUGGCGGCCCAAGGACGGCGGUAUCCCGAACAUCGGAUACAUCUACUCGACGCAGGACUUGACGGUGCCGUUUGAGUACCAGAAGGAUUUCGUGCAGACGAUGCGCGACGCUGGCAGUCAGGUGCAGACCUGGGAGGUGGAGACGGGCCAUUGUGCUUCCUUCACUAAGACUGAGGAGGUCGCGGAGAUUAUCCAUGGAUUGGCAUGUGGAAACUAGAGGGGGUUCUUGCUAUCAUGUCUACUUGCUGGGGUUGUU